GCAUUUUAUAACAAUCUCGAAUAUGAUAUUAGAAAUCAUAUUGCAACGUACAGACAUAAUAAAGGUAACAAUCCUUUUAUACUAAUUCUUCCAUGAAAAUAUCUACCAUUUACAUACAUUCUCAAGUGCAGCAAAGUGAUGUGCCUGAUUCAAAGAUAGUACAAUCCGCAUCUAGUUCUUGAUGUUUUCGAGGUAUGAUAUGCAUUUAUGGAAGAAAAUCAUCUUUUUGCCCGCUAGAUGGAUAGCAUGAGCGAUGUUCCAGUCGUGACAGUUCCUAAUAUGAUAUGCAACUUCAACAUCAUCCCACCCGAAGUCAAGGAGCAGAUGUUCCGUCCCAUUCUGAUGGAUUACUUUGCAGAGCAUCCUGAACAUCAAGUGCUCGGGUAUCAAAACUGGAUCAUGGAACCUUGUAAAAGGAUCGAGAUAUCAGAAAACCCAGGGUUGCCUCUCAAAGAGCUUCCUGCCUUUGAAACUGCUUUGAUCCCUGAUCAGAAGCUCGAUCAAGAGUUCUUUGCUUUGAGGAUUAAGCAAUAUACAAUCGAACUUCGUCCUAGCGUUACAUAGAGCCAUGUCUAUAGUUUCCCUCCCGAAGUUCGAGUUGCCGAUCCACCUGAGGAGAUCAUAGAGUGGGUAACCGAUAGUUCGAAGAGCAGUUUUGAGUACAUGGCGUGGGUUUACUUGCAAGAAAAGGAACUUGGACUUCACCCCAACACAGGGCAAUGAAUAUCAUAAUUUGCCUCUACGGGGUUGGCUUUACCAACGUCCUUCUCUCUCUAAAUUAUCUCCAAUAAUGUUGGAUAAUAUUCGUAGUGUUGAGCCCAUCUUAAUCACCGAUUGCCUUAACACACAGAACAUUGAUAGUGCUGAGCAAUGGAACAAACGCUCUGCCCCUGCAUUCGACGUUCUCGGCUGCGAUCUGAAUUACGCUGCGAACUUAGCAUCGCUCUCUUACGGUCUGAACCACAAUAGCUUGAGGAUCAGAAGCCGAUGCUACCAAGCCUUCAAUUAUCCUACGCUCUCUCGAGCACUCUCUCGCUGUCGAGCCCAAGCAGAGCACCCUAAAUACCAAUACCCUUUCUUUGAUCCCUGCCCCUCUAUCCCAGCUCACAACGUUCACUAUCAACACUUUCGUUUCCAAAUACCUUUUGAGACGUGAAAACAGAAACGACCAAGGAUUCGGAAAACUUACUAUCCUACAUGAUACCGUGGAAAUUAUAGAUAGAGUACUGGCAAUUUCUCCAGAGUCAUCAUGGGCAGGAUGGGUAUUUGGGAUAGGCCGGUGAGGACUUUCUCGGAGACUGACAUUUAAUUGUUACCAGUUGGUCUGGGCCGCGGGAGCCGGUAGAAAAUUGUUGAUUUGUGAGAAGAUAGAGAGUGAGCAAUUGAACGGCUGAGUAAUACUUUAUGAUUUACUGCUGCAAGACUUUGACGUUUCUCACUUCAAAGUUUCUGUUCGCUUUUUACAUUAACAUAACAGAUUGUGUUUUUCGUCAUGAAAAUUGACAAGCGCGGGCGAAUUUUCCGUGAAAUUAUGUUUGACAUAAAGCAUGUAGUAUAAAGACCUAACUGCAAUCAUGGCA
Molecule: messenger RNA, 1580 nt
Organism: Botrytis cinerea B05.10
Lineage: Eukaryota; Fungi; Ascomycota; Leotiomycetes; Helotiales; Sclerotiniaceae
Exons: 3
Coding region: 791-1156 (121 amino acids)
Source: RefSeq, a predicted model, not a curated record